Lolium rigidum is the source of this 1190-nucleotide messenger RNA. RefSeq lists its product as uncharacterized. The transcript is spliced from 2 exons. NCBI's taxonomy places the organism in Eukaryota, Viridiplantae, Streptophyta, Magnoliopsida, Poales, Poaceae. The record is from RefSeq and is a predicted model, not a curated record. Bases 250 to 1185 code for a protein of 311 amino acids.
AUUAAUCUUCGUUCCCGUCAACAUCCUUUCUCUAUACCGGAGUUUGUAUUUCCCACACGAUCGAUUAUUUGCAUAUUCUCGCGAAGAGACUAUUGGCGCGCGCAUCCGAUUCCCAUGACGAUCGAGCAUGGCGGAGUCUACUUCUUGAUCAAUCGCCAUUGUUGUUGACGCGACGAGCGGCUUGUUCCACGCCGAUGUGUUUCGUCUUCUUGUAGUAUAGGGAAAGGGAUCGACCUGAUCUGAUUCGCCAUGAUUCAUAAGCGAUCCAAAUCCUGCGAGCCGUCCAGACAUAUGGACGAACAGCGCGCCGGCAUCAAUGGGGUCACGGCCUCUGACGACUCGAUCACAGGCAAGGCGGCAUCGUCUUCCUCGGCGACGGCGCAGUGCUCCACGGUGACGGUGUACCUCACCAAGAUCAAUGGCGUCCAGCGCCUCGUCACCGUCGUGUGGCACAAGAGCAUCAUCAACCAGUCCUUCACCAUCUCCAUCGACCGCCCCGGCGACGGCAGCGACGACGAGACGCUCAGCCUCAAGGUGGAGCUGAAACCGUGGCCGUUCUGGAGCAAGAAGGGCCUGAAGAGCCUCUUCCUCGAUGGUCACCGCCUCGACGUCUUCUGGGACCUCCGGUCCGCCAAGUUUGCGACGAGCAGCCCGGAGCCCGCCUGCGGGUACUAUGUCGCGCUGGUGAGCCAGGACGAGGUCGUGCUCACGCUCGGCGACCUCAAGAAGGACGCGUACAAGCGGACCAAGUGCCGGCCGACGCUGGAGGAGGCCAUGCCGAUGAGCCGCCGUGAGGUCGUCCUCGGCAGGCGCAGCUUCACGGCGCGGGCGUGGCUCGACGCCGGGAAGCCAAACCACGACAUCGUCAUCGAGAGCAUGCUGGCCGGUCCCAGGGAGCCGGAGAUGUCGAUCGCGGUGGACGGCCGCGUCCUGGUGCAGGUGAAGAACCUGCAUUGGAAGUUCAGGGGCAACGAGACGGUGCUCGUGGAGGAGGCGCCGGUGCAGGUGCUCUGGGACGUGCACGAUUGGAUCUUCGCCGGGCCAGGAGCGCAGGCGGUCUUCAUCUUCAAGCCAGGUGCUCCGCCAGAGGUCGAUGACAGCAGCGCUGGGUGGGAGCACGGCAGUGGUAUUCAUGGCGACCCGGCCGAUUACAGUUUCUUUCUUCACGCAUGGAAGACGGAGUGAGGCCG